UAAGUGCGCCCUCUUUCGACUACGUUUUCGUCAGGAAACAGUCGUCGAAGAUAUUUAAGAUGGCGACUUCCAUACGCAAGCUGGCGAAACUGCGGAGUGACCACGUGGGAGAGGACGAUUCAGACGAAUUCGAUUCCAGUUCGGCGGAAGAAAGCGAGGAUUCCGAUGCUGAGUUGCAGAAAGCAUUUGCAAAAGGACAGCUGAAGCCUGGUCUAAAUGUCGUGACCCACGGACCAAAGAAAUGUAUCAAUGACGUGUCGGGGAUUAAGGAGGCCCUCGCUGAGCUUCAGAAGGAUCUUCCGUGGAUCGAGAGGCUUGACAUGGUCAGCGAGGACGUCAGAACAAGCUCCGCAGACAAAGAAGAAGAAGAAGAACAGUUGAAGAAGAUGACUUCAGCUGACGAUGUACACAAUGACUUCAAACGAGAGAUGAAAUUCUAUCGCCAGGGUCAGGCAGCAGCUCUUGAAGCGAUCCCUCGUCUACAGAAACUCGGUCUGCCCACGAAGAGACCUGAAGACUACUUUGCAGAGAUGGCCAAGACUGAUGAACACAUGAGAAAGGUCCGGAAGAGACUCAUAGGCAAGCAGUUGACCAUAGAGAGAUCUGAGAAGGCCAAGAAAUUACGAGAACUGAAGAAGUUCGGUAAAAAGAUUCAACACGAGGUGCUCCUUAAGCGACAAAAAGAGAAGAAAGAAUUGAUGGAAUCCGUCAAGAAAUUCAGAAGAGGCAAGAAGGAUGCUCUAGACAUCUUAGAAGAUCUCGAUAGAAAACCAGGGAGCAGCAAGAUUGGAAAACGAGGAGUUCCAGAUGAACACUCGGUCAAGAAAUUUGGAAAAGGCAAAAAGCGGGAAUACAGAGACAAGAAAUUUGGCGAAGGUGGAAAGAAGAGAGGAACAAAGAGAAACACGAAAGAGAGCGCCUAUGACGAAAGCCGCGGAAAUACGUCCAAGAAAAUCAGGGAACAGGGAUCCACAUUAUUUAAGCCAGGUAAGAAGUAUCAGGCACAAAUGAAGAAACAAAUGAAGCGUCCAGGAAAGGCACGUAGACAACAGGCAAAUUCACGCAGGAAAAAGUGAGACAAUCGUGAGACUACAAGCCAGGAACUCCAAAGAUGACAGUGAUAAAAGUGCGAUGAACUUUGAAUAUGAACUUUGACCUUUGGUGUACUCCAGAAAUGCUCUUUCUCUGCAGUGUUCCAACGAGCAGACUACAAUGCAGUUCCAACGAGUAGACUCCAUAAGCCAUACAUGUACAUGACGUAUUUACCUUCUAUUCACUAACUUGGAAUUUUGUUAGGAAUGUUUUCUGAAUCCUCCAAAAAUUGAAUUGGAUUUGUGAGGCAUCGAGUGUAGUCUUGGUUCCAAGACGUUCUUAGCGGUUAGGUGUUUUUUUGCACGCGCACAGGUUAUUGGACUAAGCAGUGGUGAAGCGGGCACCUUUUAUACACAUGCCAAGAAGCUGCACGGUUCGUCGACAGAGUCAGGCUCGUGGAUGGCCCUAUGACCGGGAACAUGCAUGCUGUGAAUUACCCCGCUAAGAACGUCUUGAACCAAGACUACAUCAAGUUCUGUGUAAAAAUAAUCUCAAGUGAUUAUGGCUGGGCUCUAUGUUCAUCAAUCCUUCAAAAUACUCAAAAUCUUCAAAUUGAUUUUAAUGGUUACAGGACAAGUGAAUCUAGCUUGCAUGUACAGGCAUCUUCAGUUGACAGUGUACAUGUACAUGAAGUGACGUCGUCUUGCAUAGAGUUAGCAUAUAAUUGACCUAUCACCGUUUGCGAGUUAGCCACGCCACUAAGACAACCCUAUGGAAUUUGUGUACACAAAAGUUUUGUUUGUCUCAGAUUUUGCGCGUUCCGCGUCCAUUUGUAUAUCAUUUUUAUUGGACAAUAUUUCACAAGCUGCAUUGACGCGAUUCUAACACUAUUCUACCGCGAUAAGUCAAUACAAAAAGGUUGAAGUGCCAUUUUUAAUUUUAAUCUCCCCCUUGAUAAUGUGUCAAUAAAGGAUAUUUGUAAUUUUCA
Messenger RNA from Patiria miniata (bat star), 2020 nucleotides. RefSeq names its product probable rRNA-processing protein EBP2 (gene ebna1bp2). Gene Ontology annotation, biological process: ribosomal large subunit biogenesis; rRNA processing. The coding region runs from base 60 to 1076 and encodes 338 amino acids. The transcript is spliced from 9 exons. The record is from RefSeq and is a predicted model, not a curated record. NCBI's taxonomy places the organism in Eukaryota, Metazoa, Echinodermata, Asteroidea, Valvatida, Asterinidae. Gene Ontology annotation, cellular component: preribosome, large subunit precursor; nuclear periphery; nucleolus.